Messenger RNA from Limulus polyphemus (Atlantic horseshoe crab), 1795 nucleotides. RefSeq names its product tyrosine-protein kinase RYK-like. Gene Ontology annotation, biological process: protein phosphorylation; axonogenesis; positive regulation of kinase activity. Gene Ontology annotation, cellular component: signaling receptor complex. Lineage: Eukaryota; Metazoa; Arthropoda; Merostomata; Xiphosura; Limulidae. The record is from RefSeq and is a predicted model, not a curated record. The transcript is spliced from 13 exons. The coding region runs from base 1 to 1692 and encodes 563 amino acids. Gene Ontology annotation, molecular function: protein kinase activity; ATP binding.
AUGGCAGCCGAGGUUGCUGGACGCGUUGAUAAGUGGCUGGGAGUCGUGCUUGUUCUUCUCUGGGUUGUGUGUGUUGAACUCUCAACCGGAGAAUUCAGUCUAUUUCUGAAGUCCGACGAAGUUCACAAACUAUUUGGGCUAAAUUCUGAACUAUACUAUGUACGGAAAGGACAAGUCAAUGACUAUGCUCUCAAGUUUGAAGUCGUUGUUCAAGCCAACAUUUCCGAGUUACAUUUUACAUGGCAGAGCCUCGGUAACAGCCAGCUAUCAUAUGUAAUAGCCAUAGAAGUCAACAGUACAGAAGCUUUAGGGACCCCUCAACUAAACAUAACAAGGACUGGCAUUAUUCCAAAUGAAGAGCAAGUAUUUCGUCUUUUUCUUCCAUGCACUGGUAAGAAGAGUGAAGAGGUGAAUAUUAAUCUUCAUAUGAACAUAACAGCUGGAUCCCGAGUUAACAUAACAUCUCUUAUUCUUAAGCGAAAGAAAAUCUGUUUGAAAGAUCCUUCAGCAAUUAUAGCAUCUGCUAGUUCAUUUUAUGUUGCCAUUGGGUGUGCUUGUGCACUAAUUUUGGUUAUAACAAGUGCUGCAACUACAUGUUACAUAAGAGCUCGGAAGUCUUGCCAGAAUGAGAUAAUAAACUACAGAGGUAAAUCAGAAGAUCUUGCUUCACAAGGGCAGACUUUCCUACGAGUUGACACACCUAAUAAUGCCAGCAUCACAGGGAGUUAUGGAAGUUAUCGACGUCUUACUCCUAUUGCCCUUGCUGUUCACGUCAAUGAUCUUCGAGCUUCCGAACUCACAGAAAAGAUUAGUGAAAUUGUUGUUGAAAGGAGGAAAAUAUCUUUACAUGAAAAAUUACAAGAAGGUACUUUUGGUCAAAUAUAUCAUGGGAUGUUCAUAGAGGAUGAAAAUGAUGUUAGCGAUGUACAGGAUGUCUUUGUUAAGACAGUGUCAGAUCAAGCCUCUCAGGUUCAAAUUUCACUACUACUUGGAGAAGGAAUGAAGAUGUUUUCUUUUAUUCAUAAAAAUGUUCUACCUGUAAUUGGUGUGUGUAUGGAUAACCCUCAACGGCCUCUGCUGAUUUAUCCAUACAUGAACCAAGGCAAUCUGAAACGUUUUCUUCACAAAUGUCAAUUUUCAGCUGAGGGGCAUUGUCACACUUUGGUUACUCAGGAUCUUGUAGCAAUGGCAAUACAAAUAGUACAGGGAAUUAUGUAUCUUCACAAGAAAAAAGUCAUCCAUGGAGACAUAGCAGGAAGAAAUUGUGUUCAUGGCUCUUACUGUAUCUACCAGCUUAGUUUGCAAGCAGCAUACUUCUUUGAGCAGGGUUCUCCACCACAGUUGGUCCACCUCCCUCUUAUGAAGAGCCUAGGCCUCAAUCCAGUGUUUGUCCAUCUCAUGAUGAUGCAGCUUGAGGAUGGGGACCUGCUAUACCAUGGAUUGUGGUCAUUUGGAGUUACUCUUUGGGAGUUAAUGACACUAGGUCAGCAACCUUAUGUUGAAAUAGAUCCUUUUGAAAUGUUAGCAUCUCUCCGAGAUGGCUACAGACUGUCUCAACCAGUCAACUGUCCAGAUAAAUUGUACAAGUUGAUGGCUUUUUGCUGGACAGCUGUGCCAGAAGAGCGUCCUACAUUUGGUCAACUACUAGGCUAUCUUCAGGACUUUUACACUGCUUUAGGCUGCUACAUCUAAUUUAUUAUGUUUCUCUUCUGCCAAAUAUUUUCAAAUAUAUGUAUUUGAUAGUCAAAAGAGCAUCUCCCAAAAGACUAGUUUUGACUGUACUUAUAUAGUCAUA